GGAGGGGGAUGCGGACGGGGGAAGAUGGCGGCCUCGAACAACCCGCGGAAAUUCAGCGAGAAGAUCGCGCUGCACAACCAGAAGCAGGCGGAGGAGACGGCGGCCUUCGAGGAGGUCAUGAAGGACCUGAGCCUGACCCGCGCGCACCGGCUACAGCUGCAGAAAACCCAAUAUUUGCAACUGGGGCAGAGUCGUGGCCAGUACUAUGGGGGGUCAUUGCCAAAUGUGAAUCAGAUUGGGAACAGUGCCAUGGAUCUCCCCUUCCAGCACAACGGAGCUCUGGCUGAAGCCUUUGGAGCAGUUCCUGUCUCUUUGACCCCGUUCCAGUCGUCGGCGCUGGACACGAGCAGGACCACGCGGCACCACGGGCUGGUGGACAGAGUGUACCGGGACCGGAACCGCCUGGGCUCGCCCCACCGCCGCCCGCUCUCCGUGGACAAGCACGGCCGCCAGGUGGACAGCUGUCCCUAUGGCACCGUGUACCUGUCCCCGCCGUCGGACACCAGCUGGAGGAGGACAAAUUCUGAUUCUGCCUUGCACCAGAGCACCAUGACUCCAGCUCAGCAGGAAUCCUUUUCAGGAGGGUCACAGGACAUGCAGCAGAAAAGAGUUUUAUUGCUGACUGUCCCUGGAAUGGAAGAACCCACCUCUGAUGCAGACAAAACCCUCUCUAAGCAAGGCUGGGACACUAAAAAGACUGGGUCAUCGAGACCUAAAUCCUGUGAAGUUCCAGGAAUCAACAUCUUCCCCUCGGCCGAGCAGGAGAACACUACAGCCCUGAUCCCUGGCACGCACAACACGGGCGGCUCGCUGCCAGACCUGACCAACAUCCACUUCCCCUCACCCCUGCCCACGCCCCUGGACCCCGAGGAGUCCUCCUUCCCUGCCCUGAGCAGCUCCAGCAGCACGGGCAACCUGGCUGCCAACCUGACCCACCUGGGCAUCAGCACUGCCAGCCAGGCAGGAAUGACGACGACCCCGGCCCCGUCCCAGCACCGCCAGCCCAGCGUCAGCCCCCUGUCCCUGGGCACGGACUCACGGCGACCUCAGUCCCAGCAAAUGUCCCCCACGCUGUCCCCACUGUCACCCAUCACUCAGGCCGUGGCCAUGGACGCACUGUCCCUGGAGCAGCAGCUCCCCCCGUACCCCUUUUUCACCCAGACCAGCUCCCAGCAGCAGCAGCAGCCGGCAGUGGCCAGCUCCCUGCCCCAGACCCCCCCUCUGCUGCCGAGCUCGGGGCUGCAGAGGGGCCCCCAGCUGCCCCCCCUGUCUGUCACGGUACCCUCCAGCAUCCCCCAGUCGCCCCCGGGCAGCCAGAGCCAGCCCUCCGUGGGCAUCGACAUCAACUCGGCCUCACUCCAGCAGUACCGCAGUAAUGCUGGCUCCCCAGCCAACCAGUCUCCCACCUCUCCUGUCUCCAAUCAAGGCUUCUCUCCUGGCAGCUCCCCUCAACAUUCUUCCAUGCUGGGCAGUGUUUUUGGGGACUCCUAUUAUGAGCAGCAGAUGACAGCUAGGCAGGCUAAUGCCCUCUCCCACCAGCUGGAGCAGUUCAACAUGAUCGAGAACGCCAUCAGCUCCAACAGCCUGUACAGCCCCUGCUCCACCCUCAACUACUCGCAGGCUGCCAUGAUGGGACUGACGGGCAGCCACGGCAGCCUGCAGGACUCGCAGCAGCUCAACUACUCCAGCCACAGCAACAUCCCCAACAUCAUCCUGACAGUGACAGGAGAAUCCCCCCCCAGCUUAUCAAAAGAACUGACCAGCUCCUUGGCAGGAGUGGGGGACGUCAGCUUCGACACGGAUUCCCAGUUCCCUCUGGAUGAACUCAAAAUUGACCCUUUGACCCUGGAUGGACUUCACAUGCUCAACGACCCCGACAUGGUCCUCACCGACCCCGCCACAGAGGACACGUUCCGCAUGGACCGGCUGUGACCCGGGGAGCCGCCACAUGGGGGCUUCACCCACCCUGGGGGCUUCAUCCCAGCCUGGAGCCACCAUCCCGGGGGCUGCAUCCAUCCUGGGGGCUUCAUCCCAACCUGGAGCCACCAUCUCGGGGCUUUAUCCAUACUGGGGGCUUCAUCCAGCCCUGGAGCCACCAUCCUGGGGCUUUAUCCAUCCUGGGGGCUUCAUCCCAACCUGGAGCCACCAUCCCGGGGCUUUAUCCAUCCUGGGGGCUCCCCCCUGGGGGCUGCAUCCCAACCUGGGGGCUUCAUCCCACCCCAGAGCCACCAUCCUGGGGGCUGCAUCCCACCCUGGAAGCUCCAUCCCAGCCCAGGGUCCAUCCUGGAGGCUCCAUCCCACCCCUGGGUCUCCAUCCCACCCGGGGGGCUCCAUCCCACCCCGAGGGUCCAUCCGCCCCAGGGUCCCCCCCAGCCCAGGGCCCAUCCUGGAGGGAGCAGCUCUCCGUGUCCCUGUCCCAUGGGUCCCCAGCUUGUUGUUCUGAGCUUGCCGCGCUGCCCAGCCCGUCCCAGCCGUGUCCCCCGAGCCGCUCGUUGCCGUCCAGCAGUCAGGAUCGUCCGGUUUGUCCCGGUGGUUUAUCCCGGUUUGUCCUGGUGGUUUAUCCGGUUUAUCCUGGUGGUUUAUCCCGGUUUGUCCUGGUGGUUUAUCCUGGUGGUUUUCCCAGUUUGUCCCGGUGGUUUAUCCUGGUGGUUUUCCCAGUUUGUCCCGGUGGUUUUUCCCAGUUUGCCAUUGGUUUUCCCAGUCUGUCCCAGUGGUUUAUCCUGGUUUGCCAUCGGCUCUGCCCUGCAGGGCCCCCUGCCCCGGUCCCUGUGCACCCCAAGGGGCUCUGGGCCGCGGAGCAGGGCCGGGGGUGCGGGGCUGGGGGGCCCUGCCCCCUUGGGAAGCCGAUGCCCGCAGUGCCACCGUCCCGGGACUCUGCGGGUGGCACUGCCAGCCCUGCCCUGCCUGGCCCCAGGGGUGUCCCCCCCUCUCGUCCCUCCCUCCUGCCCCAGCAGUCGCGGAGCCGCCAGGCCCCAGGUCCACUUCAAACACUAUUGGUUCCAAGCUUUCUAUGGUUUUGUUUUGUUUUUGUUUUUUUUUUUUUAAUAUAUAUGUAAUAUAUAUCUAUUUCUAUAUAUGGCUACAUAUAUAGAGAGCAUUUCUGAGCACACACGAAAGUUCUAUAAUUCAUUACUUGAUUAGACAGAGGAUCAGAACAUCUUAAAGCAGCUAAAAAAAGAUAGAGACUAACCUGCAUAAUCCUAAUUUUUACUUUGUGAGAGAUUCCUGGGCAACAGGAAGGGCAUUUCCAUAGCAAUGCCAGGCUCGUAGAAUCAUGAUUUUUUAAUUUUUUAUUCUUAUUCAUUACUUAUUCUGUUACUUAUUUAUGAUUUUUUUGGUUGUUGUUGUUGUCAUUUCUUUUUUUUUUUAAUUUUAUUUAAAUAUUUGGAUAUUAGGAAAGUAGCUCAACUACAUACAGCCAAUGGAAGCACUCUACAUAAUAUUUGUACAGUACUUUUUUUUUGUGGUUUUAUUCCAGAAAUAUAUUAUAUAUAUUAUAUAUGUAGGUAUUUUUAAACUAACUGGAAUUUUAAACAGAUGUUAAGCAGGAAUAAGGAAGCCUAAGGCAAGUUUAGAUAUUUUCCUUUGGAAUAGGCAAAAUAGGGUGGUUGGAACUUAAAAAUUCUUUCAUUCACCCGGGGGAAAAAAAAAAUCUCUUGCUCCACAAUGACCAGGAUUAAAUCCUCCAAACUUCUGUUUAAUUAAAUGGAGAAAUAAUUAUUUCCGAUGGUCCUUGUGAAUAUUUUGUGCUGCAAAUUAAAAAAUAGAAAAUCCCAUCCAGAUUCCCCAGGGUCGGAAUUGGGGAUUUCACUCUGGCUGAGGGAAGGUGAUUCCCAGAUUUGUGGGAACGAAUGGAAUUAGAGGGCACUGCUGGAACAUCCUCAUUCCGCUGGGGAAAGGCAGGAAAUCAUCAGGAAUUAACAGGAUUUGGAGUCAUUAACUGAUUAGCUAAUGAACUGACCCCGAGGGAGGCGCCUGCAGCCUGGGCUGGGAGCAGCCCCGUGGAUUCCAUCCCUAAAAUCCCCUCCCAGUUCCCGUUCCCAUUCCCACCAGCUGGGGUUUGUUCACCCCUCCUGCCCCCCUGGAUUUUCUCUCUGCCCCAGCCCAAGGAAUUCCCAAUCCCAGCCCCAAAGCUUCUCCUCUUUGGGAACAGCCUGGGCCGCUCUUAAUGAGCUCCCCCGCAAUUAAUGAGAGUCCCCUGCAAUUAACGACUCCUCUCUGCUCUCCUGAGUUCUCCUAAUGAGUUAUCCAAGUUUCUGUGUGCUUCCAGAAAUCCUGGGCUGCCCUGCUGAGGUUCCUGCCUGCUCUGCUGGGUCAGGGUCAGGAUCUCCCCAGCCCUGGGCGUCCCCUCACCUUCUGUGCCAUUUGUUGACCAUUUGCACUAAAAAUGUGGAAUUUUUUCUUGGCUUCCCUGUGUCUUUUUUAUUUCUUUGUUGUUUUGUUUUCUUUUGUUUUGUUUUAAUUUGAUCCUUCUCCAUGCCCUCCAGAGGUUUCCCUGCAUCUCUUGGGAAUGUUUUGGGAUUUUUUGGCAGGGUUUGAGCUCGGUAGGACACGUUCACUCCUGGUGGCUGCUCCUUUCAGAUCCCGUCCGCUUUUCCAGUUUAAGGAGGAGAUAAAAGGCAGCUCAGACAGGAGGAAACCUGGAGAAAACCAGGAGGGAUUUGGGCCCAGGUGCCUCAGAGCCCCUUGCUGAAGGUGCAGUGAGAGCUUUGUGCAGCUCCAUGUGGGAAUUGUGUUUGUCUCCUGCUGGAACGACUCCGUGCAUGUGCAGUCCUUGUGUGUGCUGUGUUUGGAGCAGCAGAGUCACACAGGGGAGGAACCAGCAGAGCUGGGGUUCAGUCCUGCAGGAUCUGGGGUUCAGUGCAGCAGAGCUGGGGUUCAGGAGCUGGGGUUCAGUCCUGCAGGAUCUGGGGUUCCUCACGGGAGGGAGGCUCGGGCAGGGAACUGCAGCUGCAGCUCCUGCCCAGUUUUUUAACUCCGUGUGUAAAUAAGAGCUCUUUGUUUCUUAGACUUGUAAGUAGACCUUGAAAAUCGCCUUAAUUUCAAACUAACACACCUUGGAUGCAACUGUCGCAGUCAGGGAGCCUCCAGCUGGGAGAGACCCAGGUUUGGUCCCUGGGCAGAGGGCAGGAGCAGGGAUGUCCCCGUGGGAGGGCUGGUGCACAGGACGGGCUCCAGCUGCUGUGGCCAGGGAGAAGCUGCCUCUCCUCCGACCCUGUGAGAUCCAGGGGUUCCUUCCCCCAGGGACCCUUUCCUGUGGGAGCUGCCCCAGAGGAUUCCCCUUUUCUCUCACUCCUUCAAAUUCCAGUUUUGUGGCGUCAGGCUGAUGUGGGAGCAAACCCAGAGAGAAGCGUGGAACGGAUCCUAAGUGUUCCCAGAACAAAUAAUCCGCUUUUAUUCCAAAUGUGACAGCCCUGUGCUCAUUCCAGUGUCUGGGGCUCCCUCCCCACAGGUGGGAGCAGAAAGGGAAAACCAUCACUUAGGAAAAAACAAAAAAAUCAAGGAGGAAAUGGUGUUAAUUGCUAUAAUUGCUGAGUUUGAUUGCAGUGGUGGUGGAGCUGUCUGGUGUCUCCAGGGGUGACUGUCCCACCCUCCCUCCCGACCCCCCUCCCUCCGUGUUUUUCUAUCUCCAUAAGGAAUUCCCCCCAAUUCCCAAGCUAGACUGUUGCAUUUGCCAAUACAAUGGGGAAGAGCAGGAAUAAACCCUCGGUGCAUCCAAAACUGUGAUUCUUUCCCAGCGGCCAGCCCGGCCCUGGCGCUGGGGCUGGGGGAGGCUCCUGUCCCUGUACAUAGACCCCGUCCCCCUGGGCAUGCGUGACCCGGCGCGGCUCCCACGGCUUGUGCAUGGCAGGGAGCGCUUGGCAGCCCCCCUGUGCCCCCACACGGCCCGGGCUGGCUCUGCCCCCGCCCCCGGGGCCGACUCCUCCUUUUCCAGAGGGGAAAACCUCCCCAGAAGGGCAGAACCGCCCGGGAGCCGUGGGCUGUUCCGCGGCCUCGGGGAGGGAACGUGGAUUGUUUGGUGAAUUUGUGUUAGGAGAGCUCAUGGUGACCCUUCAGCUCAGAGGGAGGUUGGGUUUGAUGUCCUGGAGGUCCUUUCCAACCCUGAUUUGGUCGUUCCUUCCCAGCCUUGAUCCCAGAAUUCUUUCCCAACCUUAAUUUGGUUUUCCUUCUCCCACCUUGAUUCGGUCGUUCUUUUCCAACUCUAAUUUGGUGAUUCUUUUCCAAACUUGAGUCAGGUUCUUUUCCAAACUUGAUUCAGGUUCCCUUCCAGCCUUAAUCCAGUGAUUCCUUUCCAACCCUGAUUCAGUGGCUCUGUCCCAUCCUCAAUUCCACGAUUCCAAGAGCAAAAGCUGCCCUGAGUUUAUCUAAAAGCAGUUUACCUAAAUUUUCCUCAAAAACGAACCCUUGGACCUAAAACCUCGGGUUUCUGCCAAAACAACAAUUAAGGCUUGAGCUUAAUUUGGUUAAUUCCCUCAAGGAAAGAGCCUGGAAACCCCCUCUGGACAGGAGGGCAGCAGGAAGGCCCCUCCUCCCCCGCAGAUCCCGACCUUGGCUGUUUUUUUCGGGAGAAACCCCAAAACCAGCGCGUUUAUUCCUCGGAGCAACGGCCCCCCCGUCACUGUGAUGGCAAUGUGAAAGCGCAGGUAGCCUUUGUUACGUGUGUCUGUCCUUUUUAAAAAACAACCAGGAAAAAGAAAAAAAACCCAAAAAAACCUCCCUCCCUCUUAGAAUUAAACUUUGUAGUGUUCCUGUUCUUUGUAUUUUGAGUUGCAUCUUAUUUAUACGGCGCAGUGUAGGCAUGGAUUGCAUGUCGAUUUUCUAUGCGGGCACCACGACAUUCUGACUGUGUAUUAUAAAUCAUUUUUACCUUUUUAAACAGGGAAAAAAAAAAACCAACAAAACAAAAAAAAAAUAACAACACCACAA
Melospiza georgiana is the source of this 6927-nucleotide messenger RNA. It is a transcript of the gene CRTC1, whose product is annotated as CREB regulated transcription coactivator 1. Gene Ontology annotation, cellular component: nucleus; cytoplasm. Gene Ontology annotation, molecular function: cAMP response element binding protein binding. Gene Ontology annotation, biological process: protein homotetramerization; positive regulation of transcription by RNA polymerase II. The transcript has 15 exons. Bases 25 to 1932 code for a protein of 635 amino acids. The record is from RefSeq and is a predicted model, not a curated record. Lineage: Eukaryota; Metazoa; Chordata; Aves; Passeriformes; Passerellidae.